Molecule: messenger RNA, 1094 nt
Organism: Cuscuta europaea
Lineage: Eukaryota; Viridiplantae; Streptophyta; Magnoliopsida; Solanales; Convolvulaceae
Source: the annotation of a GenBank genome assembly
GUCGUUCUUCCUCCUGCGUUCUUCUUCUCUCCUUAUUCGGAAUUCAUCCUGAUAGAGAACGUAUUGAUCGGAUUUCUCCUUGUGCGUCGUUCUUUUUCUUGGUGCUCCAUCCGUUGUGGGUUUUCUGCCCCAACCUAACUUUCUUCCAUAGAGUUCAGUAAGUAUCGUUUAUUUUAUUUUGAUCAUUCUUUAAACUCUCCAAGUUUUACGUUCCUGGAUGAAUAUAUGUCUAAAUAUGAUUUCUUUUUGGAUAGACAUACUGUAGAAUUUUGACAUGGUAUCGUAGAAUUUUGACAUAUGAUUCUUACUUUGUUUCAAUAUUGUAAACGUCAUGCGCUUCUAGUUUACCGAUUCCUGGUGUGCUAAAUAUUUUCUUAAUAUUUUGUAUUUGUUAUGUAAUAUGUGGAUGUUCAUUAAUCCCCAAGCUCAUAUGUUCCGGCUCAUAUGAAGUAUAACCCUAGCUCCCUUCUCCUUGUAUAUAUACAUAGCUGGAUGUGAAUGAAUGAUACCGUUUUGGCAUUUGAGUUACAAUACGUUAUCACACGAUGCUCUAGAAAACCAUCCACACAUUUCCGCAUAGCUAUCAUCGCCAUCGCUUUCCCUCCUUCUGUCGCCGUUCCAGAGGAAUUCAUCGAUCGAUUUUCGCUGCCCGAGAAUAACGGAUCAACGCUCCGCUCUACUAUCCCUCUCUUCAUUCAACGGCAUCCAUGGCGGAUUGAUCAAAUUUUGGAGAAGAAGGGUUUUUUCAACAAGGUUUUUAAUGAGGCAUACACGUCGUACAAUCUGUGCUACAAUAAGUUGGUGACCUGAAUGGAUUGAAUUCUACAAGAAGUCUUGAAGUGAUGCAGUCAACAGGGGGAGUACAUACAUGUUGCACUCUUUUUCCCUUGACCAAGGUUUUGUCCCACUGGGUUUUCCUCGGCAAGAUUUUUAACGAGGCAGCAUUUUCAAGCAUAUAAAGAGAAUGAUCACCUUUUGUAAUAUUUUAUUUAGCAAUUUACAUCCAAGGGGGAGUGUUAUGUAAUAUGUGGAUGUCCAUUAAUCCCCAAACCCAUAUGUUCUGGCCCAUAUCAAGUAUAACCCUAGCUCCCUUC